GUACACAAACACAUGCGCGCGCAAUUGUAGGCCAGGUAGGCCAUGCUCUAUAACUUUUCAGCUGACUCGAACUUGGUCUACGAGGAUAGGGUGAAUUAAUUUGGAUUUCAAAGAAAAUAAAGACGAAUGACAAAAGGGGCUAGAUGUUUGAUCAAAUUACAGCUAUUCACUGUUAUUUCUAGAACAGCAACAUGACGGACAAGGCCAAAAUCAAGAAGGAGGUGAAGAUAGUUUUAAGGGCUUUGCUUCUUUCGGCGCCGCUGGGAUUGACCGCAGUCGAGAUCGAGCGAGACUUUCGCGAGGCCCAGGGUUACGGCGUGCCUUACCGCGAGCUGGGGUAUAACAGCACAUCCGACCUAGUGGAGGAUUUGCCAGAUAUUGCAUCCUGCCACUGGGAAAGGGGACAUGCAGUGUUUCAUGGAAUCGCAGACAAAACAACCAAACACAUUCAAAGCUUGGUUUCCAGGCAAAAAGUUGAUGUGAGCAAAUGUUUAAAGCGAAGAAAUGCUUUGGAAAGACAAGUUGUCCGUCCAGGGAGAGGAGGCUAUUCGUCAGGACGCGGGCGUUCAUUUAGUACGUCAUCAGGUAGAUCUAACGUUAGAUCUCAAGCACCGUAUUCCAGAGCUCCUCAAGGUUUUGGUCAAGGGAGGAGAACAAAUUCAUACCCAGGAUCAUCAUUAGGUGGCCGGCCCAAGCCGUCACCUCUGAAUGGCCCAAAAUCAAGUCCAGCUUAUCUCCGUAUGCAGAUGAAAUCACUCCUCAAUUCCCAUCCGAAUGGCAUUCUCAACACUCACUUUGAUGCCAUCUUCAGUCGCAAAUGCGGUUUUACUGUUGACUAUUCUCAGCUUGGGUUUACAGAUUUAGAGGACCUUGUGAAAUCUUUAUCUGACUUGAUUAGUCUUGAACGAAUCAAUGAGGAGAAGUUCAGAAUUUAUAGCAGAGAGAAUUUCCCCAAAGGAACAGAGAACUCGCCCAAAGGAGCAAGCAGAACAAGCAAUGAAUCAUAUGCAUCAAAGGCCAAAAUCAAACCACUGAUGUCCGACGGUCAUGGGAAUAUAAAACCUCUGAUCACUCCGAAACAGCCGCCACCAUUGCUAAGCCCACCAAUACCGGAUGCUCGGAAGUCGAUGCCAUUCCAGGCCCCACAGAGAGGCAUUGGUAGAGCACGUAGAAUAUCCUCCAACCGAUCGGAUGAAUCAAGUACAAGGGUUGGAUCAUCAGGGUCAUCAUCGGUCACAAGCCCCAGACAGCCAUCACCGCCAGGCAAUGAUCUCAUUGAUAAACAACUCUGCAGUGAAAUCCGACAGAUUUUAGAAGAUUACCCCAACGGACUCUUUGCUGCUAGUCUACCGACCGAAUACAAGGCUUUAACCAAGAAAGAGCUACCCCUGAUCUCCAUUGGUUUCUACAGUGUAGUGGAGCUGGUGUCUGCCAUCCCUGACAUUGUAGCCAUCGAGAGACAGAAGAAGAACAGUGAUUGGAUACUCUUUGAUGCUCGGACAUUUGUACCUUCCAAGCCACCCGAACCAGAGAUAAAGAAGAAGCCCAAGGACUCGCCACCCAAGGAACUAAACAAUGAAACGGUCCAGGUUGCCAAGGCAAACAUUAGAGAAGUCCUCUUGUCUCAUCCUACGGGAAUAUUACUACAGGAACUAUCAUCUGCAUAUGAGAAAUUUCACAGGACGAGUCUUCCAGUUGAAGAUUUUGAAGUGAGAGAUGUCAACUCUUUAGUUCUUGCCAUCCCAGACACAAUCAAAGUUGUCUAUAAAGGACAAAAUCAAGUAUAUCUCCAUGCACAAGAUCAGAGGUUACCCCUCACCAGUGGAUCACUAUACAGUACUAUUGCCAAGUCUAUACCUCAGGAUGCUAUUGGAUACGGGUAUUCCUACCCUACCUUGAAGAAACCUAAACUCAAUGAGUACUUCCCAGUCUAUGUCUCAACGGUAUACACUCCUCAUAAACUCAGUAUACAAGUCAAAGACAAAGAGAGUAAUCUAGCAUUGGAAAACCUCAUGGAUGGACUAGAAUCUGUGUACCACUUUGCAGAAGGAGAGAAGUAUCUCAUGCCUGAUGCCAUGAUAGCAGUAAAUCAGAUCUGUUGUUCUUUAUACCAUGAAGAUAACAACUGGCAUAGGGGAAUCAUUACAGGUGUCCCAAACCUAGAUCUUGUUGAGGUAUACUAUGUGGAUUAUGGCACCAGUCUUAGAAUUCCAAAGAAUUCUCUUCGUCUCUUGAAAUCUUGCUUCAUGAAGCUGCCGAAGCAGGCCAUUGAUGCCAAACUUGGAGGAAUUGAGCCUGUUGGGGAUAAAUGGAGUGAAGAAAGUAGAGACAGAUUACUCGAGCUCUCUUUCAAUAAACCACUACAGGCAUACGCCAUGGUAGAGAAGACCACAGCAGGGGUGUUUGAUACUGAUCCAUUCUCAGAGAGUUCGGUCAUGAGCCUCAUCCUUUGUGAUACAUCAACCAGCGAAGACAUUCACAUCAAUGACCUAUUAGUUUCAGAAGGUUUGGCUUGCUUUGCAGAGCAGAAAGGACCAGCUGAACCUGUCGCAGAAUCGCCAGUGAUCCCACCUCCUGCUGAAGUGAGCCUACAGAUGCUGACUGGCAUGGGUCUGCCGGUACCGGACGAUGACUCCGCCCUGGCCUUUCAGUGGCCGGAGGAGUCUGCUGAAGUCCAAAGGAUCCUAGGGUCAGGGGAUGCCCAAACCAUCACCAGACCACAGGAAAGGUCUUCAGGGGACGGUCAGGUCAUGGUCAACGGUGACGUCACAAAUGCAGGAGAUGGCCGUGCGGUCAUUGGAGUGGACAAUGAUAGCUCUGAUAGUGGGCCACCAUCACUGAAAGAGGACGAUGCGAUUGAAAAGAUGGCCCGAGAACUGAGUGAGAUUGAUGAAGAAGGUGAAGAUGAUAUGCAGAAACCAUGGUCUAUUACAAGAGUUGAGCUGGUGACUGGACAAACCCUUCAUUUGAUAUCGUUCAAAGACCAAGGUGGUCAGUUUGUAACCAGUGUUGAGGUAUCGGCUCUUAUCUGGCCAACCGAUCCGGAUGAGAAUGCUCUUUUUGAUAUGAUUGAACUGAAAGCAGCACAGCUUGGUCAGGUCAUCGUUGAAGAAUUAGAAAGUUCGGAACUAGCAGAUAGCUUCGCAAGGGAAGGUGUGCCGCUCUCCAAGAUUAGCCCAUCAAAAUUGCAGCUCUUCCUUCUGACUAGUGUUGCCCCAUUGUUGAUGGUUUCAGGCCAGGUCAGCACUGCAUUGAUUGGUCAGAUCCAAGCCUUGGCUAGUGAUAUGCCCCCUCUGGAGGAUGAUGAUCUGAGUCGUGAGAGCGUGAGCAGUGAAACAUCAGCUAGUUUGGAUACAGAACAGGAAGAAGCAGACCUCAAGAAGAUGCAUGAUGUACUCAGAACUAAAAGAGAGAGGAUUCUCAAGGAUCUCAUGAGCAACACCGGUUCUGUUGACGUCGAUGAAAUCACCUACAUCGAGGGAUUGAUGAAGGACAUUGAAAGAAAACUAGAAAAGACCAAGUCCAUCGACGUUGAUCAAGGAAGUGCCUCUCUGUCCUUGGGUGAUAUCUCUGCACAGCUGGCUCAGACCUCCAUUGGAUCCUCCAUGUCUCCAAGAACUCCUGAUGAUGUCUUCAGUCCACCUUCCUCCAGACAUCCUAGCAGUGUCUUCUCCCCAGAUCAAAGUACCAAGAACACCCAUUCACAGACGGUAGGAGAUCUUGGACAACAGAGGCACUAUUCUGAUCGGGCUGCGGCGAGUCAGAAGCAAACAGCUGCAAUCUCGCCUCUUCAGAGAAGCUCCACUGGGACCAUGCCCAAGCCACAGAGAGGGAUAGGUCGUGGAGUGAACAUGCCAACAAUGAAUGCAGGAAUGGGAAGAGGACAGCAACUGAAGAAUGGUCGAGGGCCACCACCUCUGAUUCCAUAUUCCCAAGCAAUGAAAAGCCUAAAUCCGAACACUCCAGCAUUUGUCCCAAGCCCGAAGCGGGAUGGCUCAGUAGAUGACAAUGUCAAGGGUCAGUUGCAACAGCCCAGUCCUCAAGGUUUGUUCAUGGAUCCAUUUGGAAAUCGCCAAGCUCCUGUACCUUCAAGGAAGAGUCAGAUUCAGCAGCCCAAAUCUCAGGGUUUAUUCAUGGAUCCGUUUACAAAUCACCCAGCUCCUGUGCCUACCCUUAAGGGUCAGACGCAGCAACAGAAGCCUCAGGGUAUGUUCAUGGAUCCAUUUGCAAAUCGCCAAGCUCCAGUACCUUCGAAUGCUAUACCUCCUUUGGGGCAGACUAUACCAGAAAUGGAUAUCUUUAAACCUAUCCCGCUCCUGCCACCGAAUAUACCACUGGGUAUGCCACCACCACCAAUGCCAAGCAGGACAGGUGGUAUGGGAAUGAACCAACUACCACCUCCUCCCCUCAUGAGGGGAAUAGCCAUGGCUCCCCCUCCAUUACAACCCAUACCUAACCCAAUGCCAGGUCUUCCUCUUCCGCCCAACUUCGACAUGAUGCCUUCUUCAGGACCACUGUUUGACCCCAAUGCACCGCCUUUCUUUGGAUUAGGGAGAGGUCAGGCAUGGUCACUCAAUGACUAACUUAUUGCAUUCGCCCGUGGUACGGCUGCUGUGGAAUCCUGUUGCAAUGAAGCAAACAUUGAAUUUUAAUCUCUAUUAUUCAAUUAUGUUAUUCAUUAUGUUCUCAGUUAUUUAAUUAUGUUUCUGUUCACCUGUGCCUAAAAGUGAUUUGAAAUACUUUUUUUUUCAUUCAAGAUAUCAUUUGAGGAAACCAGAUUUAUUAUCACUAUUUCAUGUCUUUAACUCAGUGUGUUUUGGAAAGUGUACCAAAAAAUAAUUUGUUGCAUUCUAGCACCAAAAAAAAAGAAGAAGGAAAAAUAGAUUCUUUCAUUUUUUGUGAUUGUAAUAGUAGGCGAUGAUUUACCAAUAUAAGUGAAAAAAGUACUAAAAUAUUUUAUUUAUAAUGGUACUGAUCAAUAUGUUGUAUUCAGCAUGUACAUAGAAAUCAGGAAAUUUGUCAGCUUUGUACUAAUUGCAAAACAUCAUUUUAUUGUUACCUUGAGAGAUCAAAAUGUUUUCUGUUAUACUAGGGACAAUAACCCCUGUGUAUUCAUCAGUGAGAUAACUUGCUAUAUAUCCUGUGGAUGUUGAUGCUUAAGUCAUUAAAGACUGUCUUAUUAUGCUAUAAAAUACAUUUUCCUUUUAAUAGGCCCCAGAAUUUUUAUAUGGUGGUCAUAACGGCAAUAUGGUUUACUCUUAUGAGUGUAUCCUUCCAACCAGUGCUAACCUGAUUAACUGCAUGGUUUUCAGUUUCAAACGAUCAGAGGUACCCACCAAUUUGAAUUUUAGUUCAGAUUUGGACAUUAUCUGUCUUCUAUAUUCAACUCAUUUUCAAGCUCACAGUCUGCCUCAAUCAGAUGAAACAAAGGUCUCGAGAGGGUUAGUAAGCUUGAUGGGAAGUCACACUUAACUAUAUGUGAAAGUGUGAAACAGACUCCUAAAUCACUAUGGUACCAGAUGGGUCAUUCUAAAAUUACCUAUUAUUGAGAUCUUAUGUAUUUUGUACUGUAAAUUUGUAGUUCAUUAUUAUGGUAUAUUUCAUUGUACUUCUUUCAUCUUUCGUUUGAUUAAACCAUAUGUAGGUAUACAAACUUUGAGGAUGUUAUAAGCGAUUGGGCAAUGAAGGGACAUUCGCACAAUUUUUUUUCCCGUAAUUUUUACUUUACUUCAUGAACUAUGUAAUCAUGGUAUUAUUUUUUUGAUAUAUUAGUAUGAAAUCAAACACACUCACAUUAUAUACAAGCAGUACUGUAUACAAGAGAUCCACAUUGAUUGGAAAAUUUGUAUGCUGGAAAAAAAAAAUGUUGAAAAAAGUGGAAAAAGGGCAGCUGAAGAAAUUAUUACACAUUUACGUAUAUAUUAGUAUGUUUUAUUGAAAUCAAACACACUCACAUUAUAUACAAGCAGUACUGUAUACAAGAGAUCCACAUUGAUUGGAAAAUUUGUAUGCUGGAAAAAAAAAAUGUUGAAAAAAGUGGAAAAAGGGCAGCUGAAGAAAUUAUUACACAUUUACGUAUGAACUCUAUCAAAGCAGAUACAAAUUGUAACAUGAAUCAUACAAUCAUCCCCUAAAAUAACAAAGAUUUUUGUAGUUCUUACCAUUUCUCUGUUUGCAUAUUUCUACUCCACAUCACAUUUCUGUCCCAAGUUGUUUCCUUCGUUAGUUUGCUUUUAUGCAAUGUCUUUUUUUAUAUACUACUUUGAUGUUGAUUUGAAUUGGAUAGACCAAAUUGAAAGGUAAUGGAAAAUGGAGCUUUUCAAUGUCUGAACAUCUAUCUUGAUCACUUUUACCUAACUGCAAGUUAAAGAGCUUGACAGCUAUGUUCAAAUUGAAUCUAAUUAAUAAGUAUGGGUACCCAGAUUAUAUUAUCCUGUUCCUAUGGUUCCACCUUGAAAUGCAUGCAUUAUUUAUUAGAGUUUUCUUCUUACAAUUUAUCAUCUACAAUGAUAGUAUUCAAGUACAGCAUUUUACUUUCUAGAAACAGAUGUUUGUGUUUUUCUUCUUUGGUUGUUUGGGAGAGUGUCUGCAAACAAUGCCUUCCAAAUGUGAUUUGUUCCAUAGAAAAACACUUUGCAUUAUCAUUUCGAAAUAAGUGAUAAUAUUUCAUAUAGAGGGGGGGGGGGGUCGGUAGAGUUUGUUUUGAUGGUUUGAUCAGAAUGUAAUUAUGCAUGUAUAAUGGUAUUAUAAAUGGUGUAUUCCUUUUCUGUCUGUGUUUGACCUUUUUGUAAUACGUAUGCAAAAUUACCAGCAUUUUGUAAGACAUUUUCUUUCCCUUUUGGGCUUGAUUUUUUUCUCAUAAAUAAGCCAUUGAUACCAGCUGAAAAAAAAUGUUUCGUAUGGGUUAUUGUUCUCACCAUGGUGUAUAUACAUUUUUUCAUCUGUAUAUAUAGUAAUGUUUAUUUUUGCCAAAUGAUUUCCAUUCAUGUUCCAAAGGAAAAAGAGAUAUGACAAUUUUUUUUUGGAGGGGGGGGGGCUUCAAUGUUUAUAUUAUACAUGUAUUUUAUUUGUCUAUCGUUUUAUUUUGAGAUCUUUUUUAGACCAUGGUUUGGAAAAGGAACCAUUUCAUUUCCUGUUAUGUGUACAGAUGAUCAACAUUAAUAAACCAGAGUUAUUUUUA
This is a messenger RNA of Lytechinus pictus (painted urchin), 7180 nucleotides long. RefSeq lists its product as uncharacterized. The coding region runs from base 192 to 4583 and encodes 1463 amino acids. Lineage: Eukaryota; Metazoa; Echinodermata; Echinoidea; Temnopleuroida; Toxopneustidae. The transcript has 23 exons. The record is from RefSeq and is a predicted model, not a curated record.